AUGUGCGCAGCUGAGUUCUUUUGCAGUUACUAUGGCUUGGAGUGGUUCAUACGCUUUAUGGCAUUCGAGAGAAAGUGCAACUGCUUGAGAGAUGGCUGGUUUGUUUUCGACAGUAUUUUAGUGUUCCUGAUGGUCGGCGAAACGUUUGUGGUUACCAUGCUUCUUUUGAUCAUCAGUCAAGAUGGCCCCACGAGCUUUGGAUUUGGCAAUGCCGGCAUCUUACGCCUCUUCCGGCUGCUGCGUCUCACGCGCAUGGCGCGGAUGCUGCGGUCCAUGCCGGAGUUGAUGAUUCUAAUCAAGGGAAUGGCCGCAGCCACCACCUCUGUAUUUUUUAUCAUGUGUUUGCAGCUGAUUUUGCUCUACGUUUUUGCCAUAGCCUUUACACAGCUCGCAGCGGAUACUCAGAUGGGUGCAUACUACUUCCCAAAUGUCCUGCAUUCAAUGUACACAUUGCUACUCUACGGCACGUUCUUGGACAACCUCUCGACCUUUUGCGACGAGGUGGGCGCAGAAAGCGGACUUUGUUUGGCCCUGAUCUUCGUUUUUGUGUUACUAUCGGCUUGCACCGUGCUCAACAUGUUGAUCGGCAUUCUGUGUGAAGUGGUCAACACCGUCACGACGGUGGAGAAAGAAGAGAUGACGGUGCUCUUCGUGACCAACAAACUGCAGAAGGUUCUCGAUGAGUUGGACAGCAACAACGAUGGGCAGCUCUCAAAGGAGGAGUUUGAGCACAUUUUGCAGGUGCCCGCAGCCGCGCGCGCGCUUGAGGAGGUUGGAGUGGACCCUGUGAGCAUCGUGGAUUGCGGCAAUUUCAUCUUCGGGGAAGGAGGUGGCACUGACCUGCCAUUUAAGAAGUUCAUGGAGGUGCUCUUGACCCUCCGAGCCGACAACAAAUGCACCCUCAGAGAUGUCAUCAGUCUCAGAGGACAGGUGAAAAGCCAGUUGGAUACCUUGGUCCAUCGGCUGUGUGCCGAUCUCCCAAACAUCUUGGGGCUACGGAAGGCCCAGGUCGUACCUCAUAGUCGUCAGCAAACCGGGGAAAUUUCCGUGGAGCACGAGUCAGCGGAGAGGGACGACGCGGGCGGUGCGGAAUUGCGCGCACUGGAAGCCAAGACAGAUUCCUUGGAGGGAACUAUGGAGGAGAUCUUGGGGAAGCUGUCUCUUCUAUCGCAGCAUUUUGAGAAACCGGCUCCCGUGGAGGUGGCUGCCGUUCCCUUGGAGCGUCCUCUCUCCGGCGUGUCCUCGUUGCGCAAAACGGCACAGGUGGAAGCCUUCUAUCUGCCCAAGCGCGACUACGCCAAAGAAGAGUUGCUGCGAAGCUUCCGGAUGCGCGAUAGCAGGAGAUAUCUCGUGGCCUUGGAAUUGGCUUUGGACGCUGAACUCGACUUCGAGCAGAUUCCCUGUGUGUAUCGCCUCUACCGCUUGGCCGAGACCUUCAUGCUGCACCACAGUGAGGUCCCAGAUGCCUCGGGCAAGAUCACAGCGCAGUUGUGUUUGAUCCUCGACUACGGCGUGUCCGACGGCGCGGCGGCUGCGGCAGAGCAUGCGCAGCGCAUGGCGCGAGUGAAGAAGAGCUUGGAACAAAUCGUGGAGGAUGUGAAAAAGUUUCGGAAUCCUUCCUUCCCAGAUGCCUCGGUGGAUCUGGAGCUGACGGCCAUCGCCUACAGCGACUGGGACGAGAUCUACGGCCGUCCCGCCGUCGCGGCCUUCGGCGGCCGCGAAGUGAACAGCGCGGCCAGCGGCCCGUGGGACUUCAACUUGGGUGGCCAGUUCACCCGCGACCCACUGGAGCUACAGAGAUGGAUGGGCUCUGGCCGUGCGGGGCGCGGUUCGCCUUGCCGCGAGCUGGCUGGAGCCUGGUGGACGGCGGCGCAGCUGCCCUGGAAGGCGCAAAAGAAACUGGCCUUGGUGAUCACCGAUGCUCCCUGCUAUGGCAAGGACUACAGCAGUGUGGCCGCAGCAGACUCUCGUUGCGAUCCCCGUAGCGGGCUCACCUGCACGGGGCGACCAGAAGAGCCCCUGAAGCGGCUCUAG
Messenger RNA from Cladocopium goreaui, 2034 nucleotides. NCBI's taxonomy places the organism in Eukaryota, Dinophyceae, Suessiales, Symbiodiniaceae. The record is from the annotation of a GenBank genome assembly.